CCCCUCCGCCCCGGGGGUCCCGUCGGCGCCGGGCAGCCCGCCCGGCUCGAUGGAGGGGCGGCCCGCAGCGAGGCGCUUCUUCCCGGCUCUGCGUGCCCCGUAGCCCUGCUGCUUUGCUGGCUUUCCUCGUGCUUUUGGAGUGUAGUGAAGGGUUGGAGAAGAUACAAGGAGAGUGAGAAGUGAGAGGCACUCACGCUGCCGCUUCUUUGUGAGUAAUCCAAGAGAAACAACUGCCAACCACUGCCACGUUUUCAUCUGUUGGUAAACAUCAGCUGCUGCUUGGCCUUGAGGGAGGAAGACUGAAUUAGUUCCAGAUGGAGAACUCUUUCAGCCCAUUUAGACUUUCCAGUUGAUUAAAGCCAGCAGGCAGAAACCAUGGAGCAGCCCACGUGAAGAAUCCUGUGGGGUUUAUAUUCCUACAAGAUGUUCUUUGAAGGACCAAACCCAGUUUUCCAGGCCCCUGGGAGAUGAAGCAUUGACCACGUGACAUUUUUAUUUCAACAAAUGCUUUGUCAGGGCCGCUUUGUGUGAAGGACAAAGAACAGUUUGAAAUAUUUAUUUCUUCACCUCACCAUGUCGGCCGUGACGAGCGCCCUGACCCCGGAGGCCCCGAGCCCUCCCCAGCUGGAGGAGAAGCCAAAGGGAAAAUCCCUGUUCCAGCUGGGCUCCCUCUUUGCUAACAGGAGUGAGAAAUUUGUCAUUGCUCGCAGUGACAGCUUGCCAGAGGAGAAUGUCCUGAAAAUCACAAUCACAGAGACCACGGUCAUCGAGUCCGACCUGGGCAUCUGGAAUUCCCACGCCCUCAUCUACCUCACUCUGUGGUUUUUCUUCAGCUUUUGCACUCUGUUCCUUAACAAAUACAUCCUGUCCUUGCUGGAGGGAGAGCCCAGCAUGCUUGGUGCUGUCCAGAUGCUUUCCACCACCUUCAUUGGCUGCAUCAAGAUGUUUGUCCCUUGCUGUCUGUACCAGCACAAGACCAGAAUCUCCUACCCCCCGAACUUCAUCAUGAUCAUGCUCUUUGUUGGCUUAAUGAGGUUUGCAACAGUGGUGCUGGGGCUGGUGAGCCUGAAGAACGUGGCGGUUUCGUUUGCAGAGACUGUGAAAAGCUCUGCUCCUAUUUUCACUGUCAUCAUGUCCAGGAUGAUCCUGGGCGAAUACACCGGGCUGCUGGUCAAUCUGUCCCUGCUGCCUGUCAUGGGAGGGCUGGCUCUGUGCACGGCCACCGAAAUCAGCUUCAACGUCCUGGGCUUCUCUGCAGCUCUGUCCACCAACAUCAUGGACUGUUUGCAGAACGUCUUUUCCAAAAAGCUCCUCAGUGGAGAUAAAUACAGAUUUUCAGCCCCGGAGCUUCAGUUCUACACAAGCGCUGCUGCUGUGGUCAUGCUCAUCCCAGCCUGGAUAUUUUUCAUGGACGUGCCUGUGAUUGGCAGGAGCGGAAGGAGCUUCAGCUACAGCCAGGACAUUGUCAUCCUGCUGCUGAUGGACGGCGUGCUGUUCCACCUGCAGAGCGUCACAGCCUAUGCCCUGAUGGGCAAAAUCUCCCCUGUCACCUUCAGCGUUGCCAGCACUGUCAAGCACGCCCUGUCCAUCUGGCUCAGCAUCAUCGUCUUUGGGAACAAGAUCACCAGCCUGUCAGCCGUGGGCACUGUCCUGGUCACCGUGGGGGUCCUGCUCUACAACAAGGCCAAGCAGCACCAGCAGGAGACCCUGCACAGCCUGGCCAUGGCCCCGCAGCCCCCAGGGCCCACCGAGGACACCGAGCCCCUGAUCUCCAAGGAUCUGGAACCCUAUGAUUAAUGGGGUCUGCAGCCUCCCAGCCCGGCGUGGCUCCACGGAGAUCCUCCUGGAUGGGCUUGUUCCUGUGGUUCCUCUGAGUUCCUCAAAUCCUCCUGGAUGGGCUUGUUCCUGUGGUUCCUCUGAGUUCCUCAAAUCCUCCUGGAUGGGCUUGUUCCUGUGGUUCCUCUGAGUUCCUCAAAUCCUCCUGGAUGGGCUUGUUUCUCUGGUUCCUCUGAGUUCCUCAAAUCCUCCUGGCUGUGGCUGGCUGUUCCACAAAUCCUCCUGGAUGGGAUUGUUCCUCAGGUUCCUCUGAGUUUCUCAAAUCCAGCUGGGUGUCGCUGUUCCACAAAUCCUCCUGGAUGGGGUUGUUCCUCUGAGUUCCUCAAAUCCUCCUGGCUGUGGCUGGCUGUUCCACAAAUCCUCCUGGAUGGGAUUGUUGCUCAUGAGUUCCUGAAAUCCUCCUGGAUGGGAUUGUUCCUCAGGUUCCUCUGAGUUCCACAAAUCCUCCUGGAUGUGGUUGUUCCUCUGAGUUUCUCAAAUUCUCCUGGAUGUGGUUGUUCCUCUGAUUCCUCUGAGUUCCUGAACUCCUCCUGGAUGUGGUUGUCCCUUUCAGUUCCUGAACUCCUCCUGGAUGUGGUUGUCCCUUUCAGUUCCUGAACUCCUCCUGGAUGUGGUUGUUCCUCUGAGUUCCUGAACUCCUGGAUGUGGUUGUUCCUCUGGUUCCUUUGAGUUCCUGGCAGGUCUCACCCAGGAUUUGAAGCAGGAAGGAGCUGGGAAGGAUCCAGCAAAACCUUGGGAACCUGACGCCCCAAAGAGAGGACCUGGAACGUGGCAAACUUGGGCUUUGUUGUCUCUCCUUGACUCCAGAUCAGAUCCGAGCCUGUGCUGGUGGAAGAACUUUGGUGUCCCGUGGGAAAACAAUUCCUGCCUCCCUCCCCAUCCAAACAAUGUGAAAAUGGGGCCCCACCACUGAAUUCUGCUGGCAGAGGGAUGGAGUUGGUGCCUCGUGGAAGUUUCUGGUGGUUGCUCUGCAUUUCCUGCAUCGUCCCUCACUCCUGUGUGCUGCAGAGAUGGAAGAAGUCCAAGGAGGGGAUUGUCCCACUCUGGCCUCACCCCCAAACCCUGCCAGAGCUCCAGGAGCAUUUGGACAGCACAAGAAAGGAUUUUGGGGUGGAUUUUGGUUUCUGUGCAGGGCAAGAGUUGGACUGGAUGGUCCUUGUGGGUCCCCUCCCACUCAGGAGAUUCCAGAAUUCUAAAAAGGAUUGGAAUUCCCACCUUUCUCUCCCAAAAAAUCCUGACUUUAGAGGGUUUGCUUGAAGCAAACUCUGGGAAAUGAGCUGUGGUGAAAAUGAGCACCUGCUGCUGGCUACAAAUCCCGGAUUUGUAGUGCUUUAAAAUGUAAAAAUUCCGUGUGGAAAUACUGCAUUCCGAUCCUUUAUUGACAAAACUGAAAUGCAAAUAUUCACACACGUACCCUGUGGAAACGGAGCGUUGAAUUCAAUGCUUGUAGUUGCUUAGAGGUAAAAAAAAAACACUGAAAAUCGUGGUGACAAAGGAAGCAGGAUCUCUGCAUUUCUGUAAAAAACCAUUUUGUUGUUUUACUUUCAUUUCGUUCUGCACGAGGAAGGAAAUUGAUGGUGUUUUUUUUUUUAUAUUCUUUCUAAGAGUGCAACAAAAGGCUGCCUCUUAGAAACUCAGGGUUAUGAGUGUGACCUGUGUGUAAAAUAUCUAAUUUCUGAUGGUGUAAAGAAAUCUCAGAGGCAUCUGUGACAGAUGGGAGGAAUAUUAACCAGCAACUGAGGCAAAUCUUUAUUUCUGCUGCUUUUAAGUUUCCUUUUUUUGAAGGAAAUUUGUUUUUUGUGGUAGAUCCAAGAUUAAAAAUUCACUUUCCUUUUCAAAAUUCUGAAGAACAGACAGUUUUGACAAAAAAAAAGCGCACAUGUAGCUGCAAAAACAUUCACCUGGACUUUUUGGGAACAAAACUUAAAUUAAAAUGAGUGGAUUGGAAUAAUUGCCACUCUUCUGCAAGGCUGGAGCAUGGAUAUGUAGUGGUCUUUAUGGUAAAAAUAAUGGUGAACAGGAAAUUGCAAUUGGAAUUCCUGUAAAAUUACAUUUCCACGCCUCAGUGGCUGCCUGGGGCAGAUUCCCCAAAGAUCUGAGGGAGAAAAAUGCCAAUUUUUUCAUCCUUGUGUGUGUGGUAUGUCGGUGGUGUUUUGUUUUCUUUUGUACUCCUGUCACUUUUAUAAAAGCUGUGGACUGUGGAGCUCUGUGGUUUUUUUAAUUUGUUUUCUGCCAAAUACACUGAGAUUUUUGAAAGUAUAACUAUAAAAAAAAAACCAAGAAAAAGUA
Molecule: messenger RNA, 4125 nt
Organism: Motacilla alba alba
Lineage: Eukaryota; Metazoa; Chordata; Aves; Passeriformes; Motacillidae
Product: solute carrier family 35 member E2A-like
Exons: 10
Coding region: 574-1797 (407 amino acids)
Cellular component (GO): Golgi apparatus
Molecular function (GO): antiporter activity
Source: RefSeq, a predicted model, not a curated record